Molecule: messenger RNA, 2859 nt
Organism: Papaver somniferum (opium poppy)
Lineage: Eukaryota; Viridiplantae; Streptophyta; Magnoliopsida; Ranunculales; Papaveraceae
Product: protein CHROMATIN REMODELING 19-like
Exons: 12
Coding region: 176-2359 (727 amino acids)
Cellular component (GO): nucleus
Molecular function (GO): DNA binding; ATP-dependent chromatin remodeler activity; chromatin binding
Source: RefSeq, a predicted model, not a curated record
UCUCCCCUGACAACUCAAAUUUAAGAAACAAGAAUUUUACUACUUUUAUUUCUCCCCCCAUAAAAUCCUCAAAAUUUGGAUUUCUUCAUCCGCACAAAACCCUAGGAAUUUGCUAGGGUUUAUCAUUUGUUCUUUAUCUGCAAAUUUCUAGGGUUUCAUAACUUGAAUAUCUGAAAUGAAGCGCGAUUUUGAAGAAAUUUCCGACGAUGAGUGGGAGAAACACUCAUCGUUCAAACCGAGAUUCCCGAAGAAAGAAUCUUCAUCUCUGCCAUUGAUUGAAUCUUUUUCUUACCAGUCUAAGAAAAUCGAAAUCUCGGAAGGAAGUAGUGAUGAUUUAUUGGAAAUUACUAACGACAGUUUGGAGGAUGAUGAUGCAGAUGUAGCAGAAGUUCGACCUCAAACUAAUAGAGCUCGAAGAUUUGUUGUUGAUGAAGAUAGUGACGAAGAUUUUGUUGUUGAAGAAGAUACUGGACCGAUUUUCUUAGAUGAUGAUGACGAGGAGGAAGUAGAAGAGGUUGAUGUUGUUGGCAAAGCUUUACAGAAAUGUUCCAAAAUAUCAGCAGUUUUAAAAAAAGAGUUAUAUGGUUCAUCAAUGUCAGCCUGUGAUAGAUAUUCUGAGGUUGAAACGUCUUCUGUGAGGAUUGUUACACAGGAUGAUAUUAAUGCCGCUUGUGCAACUGAAGAAUCAGAUUUUCAACCCAUCCUUAAACCUUACCAACUAGUUGGUGUCAAUUUUCUUCUUCUGUUGCAUAAGAAGAAUAUUGCUGGAGCCAUUUUGGCAGAUGAGAUGGGUCUUGGUAAGACCAUUCAGGCUAUCACAUACUUAACUAUGCUGAAAUACUUGGACAAUGAUCCUGGACCCCAUUUAAUUGUCUGCCCUGCUUCUCUCUUGGAGAACUGGGAAAGAGAGUUAAAAAAGUGGUGCCCUUCAUUUACUGUGUUACAGUAUCACGGGGCAGGGCGAGCGAUGUAUUCGAAGGAGUUGAACUCUUUAGCUAAGGCUGGGUUGCCACCUCCUUUUAAUGUUCUUUUAGUUUGCUACUCACUCUUUGAGCGUCACAGUGCACAGCAGAAAGAUGACCGCAAGGUACUGAAGCGCUGGCACUGGAGCUGUGUGCUAAUGGAUGAAGCUCAUGCUUUAAAGGAUAAAAGCAGCUAUAGAUGGAAAAACCUAAUGGGUGUAGCACAAAAUGCAAAAGAGCGUCUUAUGCUGACAGGGACACCUCUCCAAAAUGAUUUGCAUGAACUGUGGUCAUUGUUGGAGUUCAUGAUGCCGGACCUCUUUGCAACUGGAGAUGUAGACCUGAAAAAGCUUUUGAAUUCCGAAGAUAAGGAGUUGAUUGCUCGUAUAAAAUCCAUCCUGGGACCGUUUAUUUUGAGACGCAUGAAAUCUGAUGUAAUGCAGCAACUGGUCCCGAAGAUUCAACAGGUUCGACAUGUGUCUAUGGAAAGGAUGCAAGAGGAUGCUUAUAAAGAAGCAAUUGAAGAGUAUCGUGCAUCCUCUCUUGCUCGGUUGGAGAAGUCGUCAGCGUCUACUCCCAAGAGUAUAACUGAAUUUAUUCCGCGACGCCAAAUAUCCAACUAUUUUGUUGAACUCCGUAAGAUAGCUAAUCAUCCUUUACUGGUGAGACGUAUUUACAACGAUGAGGAUGUCGUUUAUCAUGCAAGAAAGCUGUACUCAAAAGGUGCAUUUGGCUUUGAAUGUACCUUGGAAAGGGUUAUUGAAGAACUUAAGAGUUAUAACGAUUUCUCUAUUCAUCAGCUUCUAGAGUCAUAUUUCGGCUCCGAAUCUAAAGGGGCUCUUGAAGAUAAUCAUGUUUUCCUUUCUGCAAAAUGUCAGGCGUUAGCUGAUCUUCUCCCUUCAUUAAAAAGAGAUGGGCAUAGAGUUUUGAUUUUUAGCCAAUGGACCUCAAUGCUUGAUAUUUUAGAGUGGACUUUGGAUGUAAUUGGUGUUACAUAUCGGCGCCUUGAUGGAAGUACUCAGGUCACCGAAAGGCAAAAUAUAGUCGAUGCGUUCAAUAAUGACACAUCGAUAUUUGCUUGUUUGCUAUCUACACGGGCUGGAGGGCAAGGCUUGAACUUAACAGGAGCUGACACUGUAGUUAUACAUGACAUGGAUUUCAACCCACAGAUGGACCGACAAGCCGAAGAUCGCUGCCAUCGCAUUGGGCAAACAAAACCUGUUACCGUUAUUAGGCUUGUGACAAAGGGAACAGUAGAUGAGAACAUAUAUGAGAUUGCAAAGAGGAAACUGGUGCUUGAUGCUGCAGUGCUCGAGUCUGACAUUGAAGUGGAUGAUGAAACUGAUAUGCCUGAGAAGACUAUGGGAGAGAUAUUAUCCGCACUGUUGCUGGGCUAAUGGGGAAGUAAGAUCAUUUUUAUCUAAAGAUGAUAAAGGCUAUGUCACUAUGUUACUGGUUCAUCAUGGUGGUUCAAACUAAGCCUAGGUUAGGACAAGCCGAUUUUUCUAUCGCAAAAGUUUAACAACUUACAGUGCAACUGGGUUAUGAAAUGGUAUGCAUAAACUUAGCGAGGAGGAUGGUUUUCUUUCUUCCGACAAAAAACUGGGUCAGCUGUCCAGGAAGGAAAGAGAAUCCUCCAAUGUUGCAAAGUCAAUCAGAGAUGGAAAGAUCAAAAGGUAACUGUUAAGGUAUUUUUCUAAGUACAGUUACAAAAUUGCUGAUAUUGUACUGAUAAAAGACACUAGGGGUUUAAGCUUGAAUUUUUGAUUGUGGUAGAUAGAUUUAUGCGUGCCAGGUAAUGUGUAACUUUAAGUACAGUUGUAUUCAAUUCAAUACAAAGAUGGAAGCCGUGUAUAAGUUACAUGCUUUCACUAAUUUAGUUGCCAUUCAUGAUUAA